Messenger RNA from Rosa rugosa (rugosa rose), 3158 nucleotides. Its product is annotated as BTB/POZ domain-containing protein At1g67900. The record is from RefSeq and is a predicted model, not a curated record. The coding region runs from base 1090 to 2985 and encodes 631 amino acids. NCBI's taxonomy places the organism in Eukaryota, Viridiplantae, Streptophyta, Magnoliopsida, Rosales, Rosaceae. The transcript is spliced from 4 exons.
ACAAAAAGGGCUAGUCUCGGUAUUGCAGCGAAUCACAAGGGACAGUUAUGGCAUUUGCUCAUCUGUAUGAUAUGGUGGUGGUGGAGAAUGGCUAAAAGCCUAAAAGGGCUUAAAGCCUCAAAAGCCUAUCUCUUUGAUAGUGAUACACAUAUCCUAUUCUUCUCCUAUCCUUUACUUGUUUUGUAUUAUUUGUAUUCUUUCGGAAUGUAUAUAUACAUCCAUCUUUAGCUUCUUUUUCCUCUGAUAUUCACUUUUGGAAAUUAACAAUGGCAAUUCGAUCAUGAUGUUGUGUAUAAAAUAGAGUUUGACAAAAAAAAAAAAAAAAAUCAGGGGGCUUAAAAUUGCAAUAAAAAAUGGAGUGGCAAUGAUGAGAAGGAAGGGCACAAGUGGGCUCUAGACAAGCACGUGGGAGUUGCCUUUUGAUUUGCACGCUGGCAUGUCCAUACUACUCGCUAGAGAAGAAGGCCUCAGUCCAUUUUUCUUCUUCAAGUAACAGAAAAGGAAGGUUCGCAGUUCUUCACAUUUUUCAUUUUUCAGGGUCAAUAUUCGAUUUUCCUGGCAGUUUCUGUUUCUGGGUUUUGGUUUAAAUUCAGGUUUUGAUCUUAAAAAAUCAUCCUUUUUAGUGGUUUUGUUUACUUGGGUUUAGAGCAGCUUUAGCUGUUCAAGCUGGUGUUCUUUUUAUUUGAUUGACCUGGUUGGGAUUGCAGUUACUUUGGGUUCUUUGUUUGCAUGUCCAAGUCACAUGGGGUAUAGAAUUUGACUGAUAGGACCUGGACUUCGGUGUUUUUGAUCCUCUAAGUGUUUUUGUCAUUUUGACUCUUUCUGAUGUAUAAAUAUAUUCUAUAUAUGAAACUCAUUUAGUAUCCCACCCUCCUUAACAAGAGCUCUUGGUUUUCCUUUGUUCUUGGAUAUCCUCUUUCAUCCAAGAAAAAUCUUCUUCCAAUCUUUUCCCUUUUUAUGUUGUGAAAUUUCAUUUUUUGGGGUUGAGCUCAUUUUGGACCAACAAUUCUAGAAGAACCCAACAAAUUGGAUUGUCCAAUUCAAUUAUGUUAAGGAGAAUCUGAUGUGAAGAAAACUAAGGAAUCAGUCAUGAAGUUUAUGAAACUUGGAUCUAGGCCAGAUACUUUCUACACUUCUGAGGCUAUAAGGUCAGUUUCUUCUGAAGUUUCAAGUGAUCUCAUAAUUCAAGUUAAGGGAAGCAGAUAUUUGCUCCACAAGUUUCCACUUCUGUCAAAGUGUUUGAGGCUGCAGAGGCUCUGCUCUGAAUAUGCGGAAACCUCGCAACACCAGAUAAUCCAACUGCGUGAUUUUCCAAGUGGAGUUGAGGCAUUCGAGCUCUGCGCAAAAUUCUGCUAUGGAAUCACAAUCACGCUCAGUGCCCACAACAUUGUAGCUGCUCGCUGCGCCGCAGAGUACUUGCAGAUGACUGAGGAAGUUGAGAAGGGAAACUUGAUAUAUAAGCUUGAGGUCUUCUUCAACUCUUGCAUACUUCAUGGCUGGAGGGACUCAAUUGCCACUCUGCAAAGCACCAAGGCCUUUCCUCUGUGGUCUGAGGACCUUGGAAUCACAGGCAGAUGUAUAGACACAAUUGCCUCCAAAGUCAUAACACACCCUUCAAAGGUUAGCUUGUCACAUAGCUACUCCCGGAGGGGAAGAGACGACGUGUCAUGCAAUGGUGCCGAGAGUCUGAGGCAUGGCAAACCUGGAAACAAGGGGUGGUGGGCUGAGGAUAUUGCAGAAUUGGGAAUAGACCUUUUCUGGAGGACCAUGAUUGGUAUUAAAUCUGGUGGAAGAAUACCCUCUAAUCUCAUAGGUGAUGCAUUGAAAAUCUACGCAGCAAAAUGGCUACCCAACAUAUCAAAAAAUGAGUACAGCAAACAAGCAGCAUCGACAUCUGAUUCGGAUUCAGACUCGGGGAAUGAUUUGACUUCAAAGCAUAGGCUGAUCUUGGAGACAAUUGUGAGCUUAGUUCCGGCUGAGAAAGGUGCUACUUCUAGCAGUUUCUUGCUCAAACUGUUGAAGGCAGCCAAUAUUCUCAAUGCCUCUUCCUCUUCCAAAAUGGAAUUGGCUAGAAGAGUUGGGCUUCAAUUAGAGGAGGCAACAGUUGGUGACUUGUUAAUACCAUCUGUACCAUAUGAAGCUAAGGGUACUCGAUACGAUGUAGACAUUGUUAUGACCAUUUUGGAGCAGUUCAAGUUACAAGGGCAGAGUCCCCCUACUAGUCCUCCAAGGUCCAAGCUUGGUAAUUUCCAGAGGAGGAGGUCUAGGUCGGCUGAGAACAUCGAUUUCGAGUUUCAGGAGAGCCGAAGAUCAUCUUCAGCGUCACAUAGCUCAAAGCUGAAAGUGGCAAAGCUUGUGGAUGUGUAUCUUCAGGAAAUUGGCAGGGAUGUAAAUUUGCCUCUGGCAAAGUUUAUUGCGAUUGCUGAGGCAUUACCAGAAUUUGCCAGGGUUGAUCAUGAUGACCUUUACAAAGCAAUUGACAUUUACCUUAAGGCACAUCCAGACCUGAACAAGAGUGAAAGGAAAAGGCUGUGUAGAAUCCUAGACUGCAAAAAGCUGUCAAUGGAGGCCUGCAUGCAUGCUGCACAAAAUGAGCUACUUCCACUAAGAGUGGUGGUCCAAGUUCUCUUCUUCGAGCAAGCUAGAGCCGCCAUGGCGGGCGGCAAAGUGACCGAGUUGCCGAGCAACAUAAGGGCUCUGCUAGCCUCACACGACAUUGACCCAACACGGCCUCCACCGCCCUUAAGUGCCUCUAGCAUCAUUCCUGCAGAGGAUCAAUGGAGUGUCUCGGGCCUUAAGUCACCCAAAUCGAAGAUGUCAACGCUACGAAUGAAGCUAGAGGAAGACGAUGAUCUUGAUGACAAUGGGAUUGGGAGAAGCUCAAGGCUUAAGGCUCUCUGCUUACUGCCUACAAGACCCAAAAGAAUGCUCAGUAAGUUGUGGUCCAUCAACAGAAGUAGCACUACUGCAAGUGAAAAGAACUGAGUGAUUUUUGUUUAAUUUUCAAGAUGGGUAUGGUCAAGUCCAAAGAGUAACCAUAUACUAUGCUUCUUCUUCAUAUAUUCCUUGUAACUUACUAGGAACAAAGAUUAAGAAUCCCAAUGUGCAUUGUUCAUGUAAUGUCUUAUAAUAAGAAAGAAGAUUUUCAGUGAUCAAAA